Molecule: messenger RNA, 3610 nt
Organism: Nematostella vectensis (starlet sea anemone)
Lineage: Eukaryota; Metazoa; Cnidaria; Anthozoa; Actiniaria; Edwardsiidae
Product: alpha-1A adrenergic receptor
Exons: 3
Coding region: 731-1852 (373 amino acids)
Biological process (GO): G protein-coupled receptor signaling pathway
Cellular component (GO): membrane
Molecular function (GO): G protein-coupled receptor activity
Source: RefSeq, a predicted model, not a curated record
ACUUUAAGAAGCCAAAUAUUCUCAAAACAAAUUGUAAAUCGGAUCUAUGCAAGUGCUUCGCUUCCGUUCGGACUGUUGUGCACAACGACCUGAAGACAUUCACAAAUUGCACGUACAUUGUACUUUUUAUAUUUACAGCGAUAAAACUCACUUAAUAACAAGACACAAGUGUUUUCCGGCCAUUUAGUUCCAUCCUGGGGGUCCUCACAUCUUCAUGGAGAUGUCCAUUUGCUAUUUUUGCUAAGUAGUGACCUGAGCAAUCCAGUCGCUAAAACCAGCUCAUCUCACAAGAUGUUGGAGAGGUUGGCAAACUGCAAAAGUUCUCUGAAAUUAUCGGCGCGUAAACAACGGGAAAUCAAGUACAAAAUCUUUGUCACUUUGCAGCCGUCCUUGUCGACAGUCUCGUAUUCCUCCUCACUUUACCGGGACGUAUCCAGACUCACACUUAGAAAGGCUACGCAGGAGACUCACCCCGCACGCACCUGCAAAGUUAAGAAAAAAUAAUAAAAAAUGAUUACCCAACCUCGAUGCAAGAUAUCAAGCGAGCUUUGAAAGUCCCUAUGAAGGCGAUUCUUAGGUGUCAACAAUCUUAACACCAAGACAACCAGGAAAACAGACAACCCCUUUGAAGCUUGUUAAGCCCGCCCUCAAGUUCAUACAAAAGGACAGACAUUACAAAAUCGCUCAUUUCGAGAGUAAGGAAUCAAUAGUCAAGAAGAUAAGAUUCAACAUGACAUUCAUGGUGAAUUCAUCGGUAUAUUUGCCGACUCACUCGAACGACACUAUUCUCCAGCAAUCGACAUGCCUUGUUAAAAGCAAUAUGUGGUUCAUUGACUAUCUUCGCACAUUGUACAUCGUCAACUGUGUUAUUCAACCCAUAUUCGCUAUAGUCGCAGUGUCGACGAAUACGCUCGUUCUGUACGCCAUUAUCAAGACUCCAGCCCUGCAUAAACCGUCCACGGUGCUUCUCUGUAACCUCGCUAUCACAGACCUAGCGGUCGGAAUCUUUGUACAGCCAUUUUACGUCGUUUACAAAAUUGCAGAGCUUCACAAACUAGCAAACAUUUCUUGCAAUCUUGGAGUUGCGACGAACAUGUUCGCAAAUCUCUUUUCUGGAGUAUCGUUUAUUACUGUGACUCUAAUAAGUUUGGAUAGAUACCUAGCUUUACAUUUGCAUCUACGCUACCCCGCAGUCGUUACAACCGAGAGAAUCCUCAAAGUCCUUAUCGUCAGCUGGGCUCUUGUAGCUUUUUUAGUUUCCUUUUACCCAUGGAAAAUUGAUAUCGCCAUCUAUGGUGGUAUGGGCAUAGUUCUUAUUUGCCUUAUAGUCACCAGUUACACUUAUGUGAAGAUUCACAGCGUCGUAAGGAAACACAGGGCGCGGGUACACGACACAAUCCCAGCCAUACCAUCAAAUCAGAGUCAAGGCGUGCAGGGAAGCAAGACGAUCCGAGGCUUGAAUAUCUCCAAGUACUGGAAAUCUGUCAUAACCAUGGGAUAUGUGUAUUUAUUCCUCGUCUUGUGCUAUUUGCCAUACAUGCUAACUCUAGGGGUAAGAGUUUUAAUUGGACUAACCAAGGAAUAUAAACUAGUUUUAAAUAUCACUACAUCAGUUAUUUACAUUAGCUCGAGUAUUAAUCCUUUUUUGUACUGCUACCGUUUGAAAGAAGUCCGGAACGCUGUGAUGAAGGUACUGAGAAAGAACUUUGUCGAGGAGGAGGUUUCUGCGACAUUUAAUGUCGUGACUACAAAGUCGACUUUGGACUUAUCGUCUUCUAACCGUGCCAGGAAUCCUUCUAAAUCAAGGUGCUCUCAAAACCAGCUGAAUAUAUCUGACUUCCACGCAGUUUGAGUUAUGGUGUUUGCCCAGGUAGAAAAGGUGCUUUAUUUUGAUAUUUUUGACGUAUCCGUCAAAGUUGUGGUCAUCUCAACAAAAGAUUCAGUCGGUAAGAUCUGCUGCUGCAUCAGAAAAGUGCAAGACUCCUUGCUCGAGUUGUUGAUUGGAUUGUGUUCGAAGCUCAUUCUUUUUUUUUCGUUUCGCAAAAAAGGGAAAAACUAGUGGAAAUUAAUCAGUAGAGAAAAAGGACCAAAUCUAUGGCAGUGCAUCUUAAAAGCAUGGCUUCUAAACAUUUAAGAGAUUUUUUUUAUUUUUCAAAAGUAUUUCACUGAUGCAGAACAUGAAACUGGGAAAUAUUAAAAAUAUCAAACGAUAAAAAAAGCAAAUCGAAACUAUCUCUUACAUUUCUUUCUUUUAACAAACAAGAAAUCUACAUGCUUUAUAUUUUGGGUUUUGGUUUAUUAGUCCAGCUGUAUUUAAUAUCGGUUUAAUCGAUACACGUCUCCGAAUGGAGACGUCUAAAGACUAAGAAAGGGCUUCGGGAUUUAAUCGUUUUGAGGAUUUUUAAAUUCACGUUGACUUUAAAUGAGGCGAAAAACGAGAAACAAUUUCAAGCAGCUUUUGAGCGUUCUGCUGCAAAAGUAACAUUACUUGAAUAAAUUGCAUUUUGUUGAAUGAAACUAGCAAAAGGCAAAUAUAGCAUUCAUGAGUAUAUUUGCAAAUACGUACCCCUAUAUGAGCCCAAAAAUUAAACGUCGUUAAGUUAUUUUUAAUUACUUCUGCUAGUGCGUGUGGGUUUUUUUUUUUCUCGAGAGUUUUCUUUGUACAUAUAUAUACGAAACUGCUUUGGAUUAAUAAAAAAGAUAAAAUUGUAAAUUUUGUGAUCCUCCUAGAGGGUAAGAUGAAUACAAAGAAAACAUAAAAAAAGGAAAGAAAAACAGGAACAAAACAAUUUCCGUAUCUGCUUGAAAAUUGAACUGUUCUGUUCUAUUGAUAAUUGAGAUUGUUUUUGCGUGUAUAGGAUGCAGCGCUCACGAAUGAUAAUGGCAUUACGUCACCAGUCACGAUAAACACAUAUUGCAAAAGAUUCCACAAAGGACUUCAUUCUUUCGUGACAAUUAGGGAUACAUUGAUCGAUGCCCGCGGUGAUUUAUGGGAAAAUUGUGUUUUGCGUUUUGACACUCUUACAACUAUUUUUGCUGAAAAACAAAACAAUUAAAGAAAGAUGUUGUUUUUCAGAUCACUGGGGCCGCUACUUACGCCAUCUUACGUAUUAGAUAUUACUUAAAUUUCGAGCUAAGUAAUAAGUCCCCAUGGUGCACCGCGGGCUCCUGAUAACACGGAUCCAAAAUAAUGCAAUCUUUUAGAGGUGUAUUCAUUAGUUUAAGGUAAAUAAUGCCUUAAAAGCACGAUAUAACAGACAUGGAUAAUAUAGAUUGACGACUUCAUCUUCCAGCGCCAUCAAUGUGAAAUAAGCAAAAUGUAAAUUACAUAGAGGUGGAGCUACUUAAAGGAUAUUGAAACAUCGGUAUAAAUAGAUAUUAAGGAGAUAUAUAGAGCCAAGUCUAUGACGUCGCAGGAUGUUUGUACAAAACUGAAAAACGUAAAGAUGUAAAUGUGUAAACCAAUAUUUAUAUACUUUAGAUUCGUAGCUAUAUUGCGCAGAAAUGCAAACAUGCAAACCAAUAUGGAUUAGAGUCGUGUAAUUUUGUGUAUAGAUGUGAACCUUAGACUCUGUAGUCUGCGUUCCGUAAUAAAUACAUUGACAACUGA